AUGUGUAGUGUCGCCGCUACCUGCGAGGGAUUAUUUAGCGAAAACACAGCCCUAAGGGUUGAAUGUGACGCCCAGGAGGCCGAAAUAGCACAGUUGAGACACUUUAUUCAGUUGUCUGUUACAAAACCUGACCUUUAUCCCAGUCCACAGCGUGUAACACUUAAUAAGGGUCUUAACGUGUUUCCUGAGAAGGCAUGGCAGCAGCUGAAUAAUGCCACGCCACACGUUGAUGACGCCGUUGUGAUUUCUGCACUAGAAGAACAACUGAGUAAUAAAAACAAGCAAUUGAAUGCAUGUUUACAGGAAAUUGCUGAACUCAAGAAAUGUUACAAGGAGAACACCUCGGGCCGUACAAAUACACACGAUGAAAAUACAGCUCAUCUCUUAUCUCAGAUUGAUUUUUUACACAAUGAAGUUGAGCGACUAGAGCAACAUGUCGCAACUGUUCGUGCAGAUAGUACGAAAGUGGCACGUAGUCUUGCUGUGGAGUUUAAUGAAAAGCUCGAUCAAAAGGAAAAGGAGGGUCGCGCUAUUACAGAACAGUUUAGAACCCGAAAAAGACGAGGUACUGAAGGAGAGGAUCUUGUUGUUCGUUGCAAAACGCUUGAAAAUCAACUUGCUAUUGCUCUAUCAGAAAAAAAUUCGUUGCUUAUUGAGAAGAACGAAUAUUGUACAAAGAUCCGAAAACUUGAGGCAACCCUGAAAGAACGUAGAUCCGAAGUUUCAGAAGUUCAGAAGAUGGCAUCACAUGAAUCUGUGGCGACUGGAAUACAGAUUAAGAGCCUGCAGGAAGUCAUUCAGGUUUUAUCUGAUGAAAGAUCAUCGCUUCAACAACAACUUGCUCAACUCUAUAGUGCAUUGAACGUUGAUAAAAUUCAAGCUGAAACUCAAACCGAGAAGAAUUUAUGUGAUACCUCGACUCAAGUGGAUUUGUUGCGCGUCGCAGAAAAGGAAUGUCAAGUAAAUUCCAUAACAUGUUCUACUGACGGUGGCACACAAUCUGUCCAGAGUUUAACGCACAUACUAGAACUUAAGUGUACCGAAUGUGAUGAGUUACGGGCUCGAAUUGAUGAUCUUUCUUCUGCUUGUCGAGAUGCCCUUGUAACUGCUGAAACGAUGAAAAAAUCUCUUGCAGAGGAAAUUGAAAGAAGAAAGUUCCUCAGUGACGACGCAGAAAAGUUGUCUUUGCAGGUGCGCUCUUUGCAACAAAAGUGUAGUCAGCAGGCGGCAAAUGAGCGAGAAUUACAGGCCAGAAUUAACCAUGUGGAAGAGCAAAAGCAACAGUUGAGGAUAAACGCUAUGAGUAUUGAACGCGAUAAAAGUGGGCUGGAAGAGCGACUACAACAAUAUCAAAAAGAUAUGGAACAACUUGUGGCAAAUAAAAAUUACUCCAAUCAACAAGUUGGGCAACUUGCUAGUGAAAACGAAAGACUCUUAGAUGAAGUCCAGCGUCUACAUCAGCAUGAGGCGCAACUAGCAUACUCUCUGAAAGCAAAAGAUGGAGAACUGCGUGAAAUUCUUUCUGCGUAUCAAAAUGCUGUAAAGGAAGCGGAAUCGCAAGUGGGAGCUCAGCGCACCAUAGAACGUGAAUUAGAAGCUACUCGUGCAACAUUAGCCUCUAAGGAACAACGUAUAAUAUAUCUGCAAGAACAGUUAAAUCAAAUGCAUCAUAGAGAUCAGCAACUUUCAUUGGAUUUGCAGACGUUUGAAUACGAAAAUAGCCAACUUCAUCGAAGACUUGUACAAGUAGAGGCAUUGACGACACAAUUAGAAGGCAAGUGUAAUGAGUUGCAACAAGUUUCUUUGGCAAAGGACAGGACAAGCGAAGAGUUACAACAAAGUUGUGCUGAACUUAGCAAACAGGUCGUCUUAAAGGAGAAUGAAUGUAUGCUUCUUCGUCACCGAUCUGAAUCACUUCAACGUGACCUUGCACGCCUACAAUCUGUUUAUGAAACGGAGUCACAUCGUUUGAGAGAGUUGGAGAAUGCAAAUGCCCGUCUUGUUGUAAAAGGAAUGAUAAGUGCAGACAGCGACGAUAGGUCUAAUCCACUUCGUGCAGAGCUGGAUGAUACUAAAGAGACACUUCGAGAGAAAAGUGUAGCUUUUCAGAAUCUGCAGGAACAACUGCGAAAAGAAAAGGAUGAGCGGAUAAAAUGCAUGCAGGAGCUAGAUGAUGCACAAGCCUCCCUGGAGGAGGCAUUGCUCUCCAAAGAACGGUUGCAGCAGGUGGUUUUGGAUCAAGCGGCCACCCUAUCCCAUUUAUCUCAGUAG
Molecule: messenger RNA, 2271 nt
Organism: Trypanosoma rangeli
Lineage: Eukaryota; Euglenozoa; Kinetoplastea; Trypanosomatida; Trypanosomatidae
Product: BRCT domain-containing protein
Exons: 1
Coding region: 1-2271 (756 amino acids)
Source: RefSeq, a predicted model, not a curated record